Messenger RNA from Boeremia exigua, 2064 nucleotides. RefSeq names its product SAF domain-containing protein. NCBI's taxonomy places the organism in Eukaryota, Fungi, Ascomycota, Dothideomycetes, Pleosporales, Didymellaceae. Gene Ontology annotation, molecular function: nucleotide binding. The record is from RefSeq and is a predicted model, not a curated record. The transcript is spliced from 3 exons. The coding region runs from base 322 to 1728 and encodes 468 amino acids.
CUCACAACUCUCAGCCGCCCCUGCCCGGUGCCGAUAUGGUUCUCAUCGCGUGUUGAGAUUAUGAGACAGGAGACGCAAGUGCAUCCUCAUAGUCCGUACUGCAAGAUUGCGAUCAUGUUUAGCGACACGGAAGUCAGUCCGUGAGGAAUCAACGCUCGAAUUGAGCCGCGUAGUGCAUUUGCGGGGUAAUGGGCUAAGUAUCCCAGCUUCACAGGACGUGGAACAUCAGCGUGAAGCUCAAACAAGUACUUGCAAACCGGAUGAGAAAGAAGGUUUGAGCAACACUGGACUGAGUCCCGUAUAGAAAGAUACCACACCAAGAUGACGAACCUUUCAACCAAGCUUGCAGCACUUGAAGAUGCUGGCAGACCAAUACAGGUCGGCAUCAUUGGGGCUGGUAAGUUCGGCUCUAUGUAUAUCUCCCAGUCGCAUCGAACGAAAGGUGUACGAUUGGCGGCCAUUGCGGACCUUGCCCCUGAACGUGCCCUCAACGCACUCAAGAAAACGGGCUUCCCGCAAGACAAGUAUGACGUGACUGCAUCGCUAUCACUCGAAGAAGGCCUCAAACAAGGCAAGACAGUAAUCACUACCGAUUCCGCUCAGUUAAUUGCUACUCCUGGGAUCGAUAUCAUCCUCGAAGUGACCGGGAGUCCAGCUGCUGGCGUGAAACAUGCGUUACUCUGUUGUGAACACAAAAAGCAUAUUGUCAUGGUCAAUGUCGAAGCCGACGUACUCGCUGGCCCCUUACUCACCCGGAAAGCGCAAGAGGCAGGCAUUGUCUACUCUAUGGCUUAUGGCGACCAGCCUGCACUGAUUGCUGAGAUGGUUGACUGGGCCCGCACUGCUGGCUUUGACGUCGUCUGUGCCGGAAAAGGAACGAAGCACUUAACGCAAUACCACUAUAGCACUCCUGACACGGUUUGGGAUUACUAUGGUUUUACUAAAGAGCAGCUGGCCACAGGCGACUUCAACAAGCAGAUAUUCAACUCGUUCUUGGACGGCACAAAGAGUGCGUUGGAGAUGGCAGCUGUUGCAAACGGAUGCGACUUAUCGCCCUCUUCGGAUGGUCUUGCCUUCCCGCCUUGUGGGACGCACGAUCUACCUGAGAUUCUGAAGCCCAAGAGAGAUGGUGGUCAGCUUGAGAAGAAGGGUGUGGUCGAAGUCGUUUCAUGUUUGGAAAAGGACGGCCGAGCUGUGUUCAACGACCUGCGGUGGGGCGUGUACGUUAUCAUCGAAGCACCGGACGAGUAUCAGAGGGAUUGCUUCAAACAGUAUGGGCUCAAGACCGACUCCACUGGAUGGUACGCAGCACAGUACAAACCGUAUCACCUCAUCGGACUUGAGCUCGGCGUUUCCGUCGCCAGCAUCAUGGUACGCGGUGAGCCUACCGGUCAGUGCAAGACAUGGUCUGGGGACGUUGUUGCAACGGCCAAGCGCGACCUUGGAGCUGGCGAAAAGUUGGAUGGCGAAGGCGGUUUCAUGGUGUACGGCAAACUCAUGAAUGCCACAGACUCUUUGAGGAUCGAAGGUCUACCUAUCGGUCUCGCAUGGACUGGUGUUGAAGCGGGGCGUGGAAAGAGAUCAAGGCCUAUCUUGGGCAGAUGUCGAGUACAGCGAGACUACUCAAGCAGUGGCUUUCCGGCGGGAGAUGGAAGCUGUAUACCGAGAGGAAUUCAAAGCAGCGGGAACGCUGAAUACGAAUGGUGUAGGCAUCCGCCGUGCGUCUGAAUCCAUGGUCACUGGACUGCAGAUUCCAUAACAUCGUCCGCCUCUGGAGAUUGCCCUGUAAAUUAUCGCCACUCGGCGAGGUCUUUUACCAUCUACUAAACGCUGAUCUUUGUUUCAUGCUUUUGAAUGGAGCUGUUCAGUUGUAGUUGUGCAGUCUAUCGGUGGCGAUGAGAAGGAGUUGCAUCCUACAAGUGGCUAGUCAAACGUGCUUCGGUGCAGUAACCAUAUCCAUCAUAUGAUGCUAUCACAUCGUUGAUGUUUAGACUUCGACAGUUCUUGUCCGACCGAAGAUCUUAGCCGCAUGCGUGUACGCCGUGGUUGCAUGGUCGUCAAUCC